Molecule: messenger RNA, 1615 nt
Organism: Cyprinus carpio (common carp)
Lineage: Eukaryota; Metazoa; Chordata; Actinopteri; Cypriniformes; Cyprinidae
Product: heme-binding protein 1-like
Exons: 6
Coding region: 200-976 (258 amino acids)
Source: RefSeq, a predicted model, not a curated record
CCUUAAAUACGUCACGACCGGGCUGUCUGCUAAACAACACGUACGCACCGAACACGGUUAAUAACUCGAGAUUAACGACCGCUCGCUGAUCGAGAGCUCCGGUUCGUGGACAUGAGAGCGAGAUCCGCGUGAGCGCGGGGGAAGACGAUCGUUCCGCACGGGCGCGCACUCGCAGUAUCGACGUUCAGCGGAUUCGGCGAUGGACCGCGGCGGGUGUCAGAUGAACGGCGGCGGCGGCGGUGAUGUGAUCACACUGGAGGAUCUGGAGUCUGUGUCGGAGGAGCAGCUGUCGGACAGUCCCGAGGAGGAGCAGGAGGAGCAGGGGAGGCUCCUGAGGUACUGGAGGGAUGUGGCGCGCGGACACCAGGUGGAGGUGCCGACAGACAUGGCCGAGCCCAUCCAUCAGAUCACCACCAACAACGAGGGCACACACGUGCGGGAGCAGGUGCCCUACACGCUCAUCACACGCAAGGAGAAGUGCGGUGAGGUGCUGUUCGAGAAGCGUCACUAUGAGAAGGCGCACUGGGCCUGUAUCACGGUUCACGAGGACACGUAUGAACAGAGCAUCUGCUACGGCUUCAUGAAGAUCAUGAGAUACAUCUGCCAGCAGAACUCAGCAGGCAGUUAUCUGGGGAUGACGAUCCCCAUCGUGACGGUGGUGCGCACCGAUGAGAUGCACAGGACUCUGUCGCGGGCCGUGACUGUAGCGUAUUACCUGCCCCCCCCACACCAGAGCGAGCCGCCGCGGCCACACGACCCCGAGGUCACCAUCGAGCACUGGCCCGCCGCUGUGGUCUACACCCGGGCGUUCACGGGCGCCACUAACGAGCUGACCAUCAUCCACGAGAUCAGCAGUCUGGCCGAGGCUCUGGACUGUCCAGCCGUCUGUGUCAGCGACUCCUUCAUCGUGGCCGGAUACACCAACCCCGCGGCGGCCCACCGGCAGAACGAGAUCUGGUUCCUGGAGCGGCCCUGAGCCUCCUCUACCCACAAUCCUCUGCACCUCUCAGAGGCCACAGUGGAGCGGAGCUGCUGAACAUGCGUCACACUGAUUAUAAACUACACAAACACAAACUGGACGUGAAACACUGAUGCUGUAAGACAAUCACGUACCUCUCGUCUUCUGUCUGCCUCUCGCUCAUGAUAAUCAACCAAACCAUACAAUAGAUGCAGAGAUAUAUAUAUAUAUAUAUUAUAGAUUGUGCUAUUUUGUUAAGUAUUUUUGAAUCUUGUGUUAGAGCUGAUUCUGCUGUGAAUGUCCUCAGUAUAAACACUAGCCGCUGUGAAUGUGUGGGAGCUUGUGUUCAUGUCUCUGCUGUGAACUGAAUAAACUGUUGCUGACCCGAGCCUCAUCACUGCACUGUUCAGAACACAGCGACUCCAGCCAAUCAGAGCCCACGCGCCGACAACAUCAAAGACCAGGGUUUGAGCCGAAAAUAAAGCAGCCAGUUUCUGAUGAAAAACAGACCAUCAAAAAGGAUGGAAAAUAUCCAGACGCUUUCCAAAAGUUUCAGAAAAUCCUUAAAAGUUUCCAUUUUCCAAAAAGUCUGGAAAGUUUCAGUACAUUUUUUGCAACCCUGCCUACACAUGAAAAAAACACCAGUUUCUGAAUAAU